CCCAUGUCAUCCAUCCGCACUGUACAACCAGAGUGACAAAAGCGCCAGCACCAUCGUGCAGGGACGCGUUGCAAGGAAGAGCCAAGGCAGUACAGCCAGCCAGCCAACCAAGCCUCGCCCAGACCUGGCUACAACCCCAUCCAGCAGCUAUCUGACCCGACGCCCGAGAUCUCAUCUCUUGAGAUGCCCCUCCUUCUUGAUGUCCUUCUUGACGCGCUGGCUCCCCCCGCCUCCUCUCUUGGUCCAGCUCGACUCGGAGGCGCCCUUGCCGCUGCUCGCGGUGGCCUUCUUCUGGGUCCUGGUCUUCUUUGUGGUCGUCUUGUCGGUGCUCCCGGCCGCUGCCCCGCCGGUGACCUCCUGCUCGCCGAGCUCGUCCUCCCGCUGCACAAACACAUACUUGGAUGCCUCCUUCGACAGACGGAACUGAACCGCCAUCUCAAACGCCGUCUGCACCACUCCACCACACAGCACACAAGAGACUCUCUGAGUGGUGCAGAGCGUGGCUGUGGCGGGUCACACGUGUGUGGGGGGCAUGUGUGUACCUGGGAGCCAAGCGUUGAGACGGCGAAAGAUUUCCGCCGUUGUUUGCCGCCCUCGUCCCACACGGCCCGCCAGGCCCGCAUGCUCUUGUCAUAGUGCACGCCACGCACCGGGCUCUUCACCGGCCCAUAGCGCUUCUGCGCCGCCCGGCCAGCAGCCUCCUUGGCCUGCCGCAGCUCGAUGGCCCGCUGCUUGGCCUCCUCAAAGCCAUGCUCCGACGCCUUGAACUCCUCCAUACGCUGCUUCCCGUCUUCGUACCUACGAUGACGAUGCAAACACACACACAGGACAAAGGCCCUUUGGAUGGUGUGGGAGUGUGAUUGUCGGCGUGCGUGCGUACCAUCGAGCCUGCCAGGUGCGCUUGUGUCUGUCUCAGCCGACGCCGGUCACGCCGCUCUCGUACACCGGCAGCCGCACAAGCGUCCUCUCACCACCGGUUGCUGCUGAUGAUGUCAUACGGAAGGACGGUGGGAAGAAGAAACCAGAUGAAGCGAGAAGAUGGCGGGACGGUGAACUCCCCUCGAAGCGGAAAACCUCAAGCACUGCCCUCCUCUGCCCUCCUCCUUCCCAUCUAAGCUCGCAAAAGACGGAGGAAGAGAAAAGAGAAGGAGUCAUCGAUGAUAGCAUGGUAUUGAUAUCUUCACUUUCGAUACAGAUUGAAGCGAUGAAUGGUGAGGGAGCAGAUCAGGGGCACAGAUCUGGCUGCACUCAU
Molecule: messenger RNA, 1252 nt
Organism: Vitrella brassicaformis
Lineage: Eukaryota; Vitrellaceae
Source: the annotation of a GenBank genome assembly